Molecule: messenger RNA, 1322 nt
Organism: Polypterus senegalus (gray bichir)
Lineage: Eukaryota; Metazoa; Chordata; Cladistia; Polypteriformes; Polypteridae
Gene: m17
Product: IL-6 subfamily cytokine M17
Exons: 2
Coding region: 133-891 (252 amino acids)
Biological process (GO): ciliary neurotrophic factor-mediated signaling pathway; negative regulation of neuron apoptotic process; immune response
Cellular component (GO): extracellular region
Molecular function (GO): cytokine activity; ciliary neurotrophic factor receptor binding
Source: RefSeq, a predicted model, not a curated record
GGCAGACGUUUGCCUUGGCAACCAGUGAUGUAAAGAGAUGUGGUCCUCCACUGGGUGGGCUUCUUUUGCAAAUGUGGCAGUGACGUUGAAUAUGUAUGAUGGGUCUUCUCCAAAUGCUGCGGUGUACUUCCAAUGUUGCUUGCACGUACUUUUUCACUGUAUGUAAAGGAAGCACAGCUGCUAUGUCAUGCUCAAAAAAAAAAAACAACAAAAUCACCGACGGUUUCCUCUCCCUUAACUCACUCAAUCUUUCUUCUUCUCCUUUUUUUUCCCUCCACAGCCUUCAUGUGCCUGCUCACUAUUUUGGAUUUUGCAAGAAUAAAUGCAAGCGAUCUGUGUAGAAGCUCAGCUGGUACCCAAAGCAAGAAUUUAGCCAAUCUCCUGAAGAGCGAAGCAGAAACACUUGUGAGAACAUAUAUUGAAGCUCAAGGAGAAGGCUUUCCCCAGUCAAGCUCAGAGUGCAAAGAGGAAGUGUCUGGCUUCCCAGUGGGUGACAUCACUGCCAGAGAGUCCCCUGAGAUGCUUCAGAGCAUCUAUUUCACUUUGAAAAGCAUAGACAGACAUUUCAAAACCAUCCUACAGCAGCUCUCUGAUCUGGGCUUUCCAGCCACGGACCCUUUACAGAUGAAACUCAAGGUGGCUCAAGAGCGUGUUCUUCACCUAGCUGCCAAUAUUAAAUGCAUGCUCACAGUGCCUCCCCCAGAGGUCAAGAUCCCACCAUCAGUGACCAUCAGGGGCAUCUACAAGCAAAAGAAGUAUGGCUGUACUGUCCUGAGAAAAUACUCCGAGUUCCUGACUCAAGUUGUACGAGGACUGAGCCACCAGACGGGCACGAAGCUGAAAAAAAGAUAUAUUCAUUCCCAUCAUGCUCGGUUACAAAGACUGCCUUAGUUUUAACCAAGGGACUGAUAAAAGAAAAAAAAAACUGUUGUAAUGUUUACAGAGAUAUAUUUAUAUAUUUAUAUAUUUAUUUAAGUAACUUUAUUGCUGACCUUUUAUAACCAGUAUGCAUCCAUGGUAUUUAUUUUAGGCCAGAACAAAUACUUAAAAUUUGUGUUUGUGGGGACAUGCUUUCGACACAGACAGACAUCUGACCUCUUGGUAAACACUUUGAAUCCACCUUGUACAUCUAUGUUUCACUCACAUGAGAGCCAAUGCACAUUGCACACAAAGUUUCCAAGCCCUUCAGAACAGUGCCAGUAUUCAUUAUAAAAAGAAUGUAGCUGUGUUGAAUGUGAUACUCCGAAUGAAUGUAUUAUUUUAUUUCUGCUUGACUAAAAUAUUUUACAUACACAUACUAUAUUAAUAUAUAUUAAUAUAUA